UGCCGCUUUGAUUUCGGCAUGGGCUACAUGAUGUGCACUGCGUACAGCACCUACGAUCCUUGCAAGCAGCUGUGGUGCAGCCACCCCGAGAACCCUUUCUUCUGCAAGACCAAGAAGGGCCCUCCUAUCGAUGGGACCAAGUGUGCAGCAGGAAAGCAAUGUUUUAAGGGUCACUGUAUCAAGCUUACGCCAGACAUUCUCAGGCAGGACGGCCACUGGGGUCAGUGGACCAAGUUUGGUUCCUGUUCUCGUACCUGUGGUGGUGGAGUACAGUUCCGCACUCGUGAGUGUAACAACCCAAGUCCAGCCAACGGGGGACGCACUUGUUAUGGAAACAACUAUGAGUUCCAGCUCUGCAACAUGGAAGAGUGUGCAAAGGCCCUAGCUGACUUUAGAGAGGAGCAGUGCGAGAUGUGGAACCCUCACUUUGAGCAUGAGGGCACCAAACACCAUUGGCUGCCCUACGAGCAUCCUGAACCUGAAGAAAGAUGUCAACUGUACUGCCAGUCUAAAGAGACAGGAGACGUGAUAUCCAUGAAAAGAAUGGUGCAUGAUGGCACACGUUGUUCCUACAAAGACCCUUACAGCGUGUGUGUGCGUGGGGAAUGUGAGAAAGUGGGCUGUGACAAUGUUAUAGCCUCGGAGCUAGAGGACGAUAAGUGUGGCGUGUGUGGAGGAGACAAUGCCACGUGCAAGAUUGUCAAAGGAAAUUUCACCCGCAGCACGAGGAAACCAGGUUUUCUGAAGAUCCUGGAGAUUCCUAGAGGAGCACGCCACAUACAGAUCCAUGAAUUCAAAGGAACUCCACAUGUUAUAGUGGUGAAGAACCAGGCCACAGAUCAUAUCUUUCUGAAUGACGAGGGUGAUUUUCCUGAGUCACGUACAGUAAUUGAAAAAGGUGUGGCGUGGGAGUACACUAACAAUGAUGACAUGGAGACGGUCCAGACCAACGGACCACUCAAAUAUGGAGUCCUCAUUAUGGUCCAGUCUCAGAGCAUUUCUAAAGUCACGCUUUCAUACAAAUACAUCCUGCCAGAAGAUCCGCUCUCUUCAAUGGAGAACUCCCUGCCUCAGGACGACACAGUUUACUUCGAGUGGGCUCUCAGAAAGUGGUCGCAUUGCUCCAAGCCAUGUGGCGGAGGAAAACAGUACACACGUUUUGGGUGCCGAAGGAAGUCGGAUGGCAAAAUGGUACACCGUACACUCUGUGCUAACAUACCCAAACCUCGCGCCAUCAGUCGAGCUUGCAACCAGAAGGAGUGCUCAGAACCAAUCUGGGUGACAGGAGAAUGGGAGGAGUGCAGUAAAUCAUGUGGAAAAACUGGUUCUCAGACCCGACCCGUGCACUGUGUGAGACCUGAACUGGACGGUUCAUACAAAGCCGUCAAUGCUAAGCACUGCAAUGACGACCGGCCUGAAGGGCGACGACCCUGUAAUCGUCACCUAUGCCCUGCACAUUGGAGAACUGGACCUUGGUCUCAAUGCUCAGUGACCUGUGGUAAUGGGACUCAGGAGCGGCAAGUCCUGUGCAGCACCCCUGAUAAUGCCAUCGGCAUCUGCAUGGACACCAAGCCUGAGAGCAUCAGAUCAUGUCCACUUGCUCCGUGUCCAAAUGACAGAGGGAACUUCCUCAUCCAGUGGCUCUCCAGAGCAAACCCCGAGUUCCCAGCUCCGAAGAUCUCCUCAAGAUCCCGCUGUAAAGGAGACAGGUCUGUGUUCUGUCGGAUGGAGGUUCUCAGUAAGUACUGCUCCAAUCCGGGCUACUGGCAGAUGUGCUGCAAGUCCUGCAAAGAGGGCAACUACACCUCUGAAUUCAACCUGACGAGACCCAGGAUGUACACUCCCAUAACUCCCACUGCAACAGCUCCUGUUCUCACAACACUGCUAUACAGGACCUCACAGAAGCCUGGAACCACCAUCACACCAUCAUUCAGCAGAUGGAGAAACAUCACCACUGAGCCCACAUCUUGGGGCUACACAACCACCGUGAACCCAAUAACCCUAAAACCAGGAACCACAGUCCCUUUUACCAUUGGUUCUGUCACUGUGCACACUAAACAUCCCAGCAUACUUGACUACGAAGAGGAAACCAGCACACCCUUCUACGAGGACGAAGCCUGGAGCGAUAUCUCAACCGAACACUUCUCAGAAUCCGAAUCAUCAGAGUUUGCAGAGCCUUGGCCAACCACUCCACAAUAUACAAGCACACUUGAGAAUAAAAACAUCGGGACAACGUUUCUGACAAGGCUACAGCUUAAUGUCACUGCAACAAGCCCUCCUGCCAUAAUCAAUCUCCAUCGGUCAGAAGACAAGAAGGAGAAUAACUCCAUCGACGUGUCCUACAGGAUUGCCAGUCCAAACGAAGUCAUGCUCAACCACUUUGUCCCCAGAAAGCGAGCGCCGUUCCGUGAGAAAACAAAUAAUAAAAGAAUUCAAGAACUCCUUGCAGAGAAAAGACAAGACUUCCUGCUUCAAAGACUGAAACGUAAACCAGGAGACUGAUGCAUUUCCUUUUCUUUAUCCCUGUGGUAUUUUGUAAGUAUAUUUUUCAGUGGUCUUACGGCCUCAACACUCUUUCUUGGCACUUGCAAUCAUUCAAGAGGAAAUAACCUCAGUUCUCAAUCUUUCAUGUAGUAGCUCUUCAAUGCAACUAACCAGAAUGAAAAAUUACCCUAGUCGAGGCUUUUUUUUUUUUUUUUUUUUUUGAGGAUGACAUCUUUCCAGGGGUUUACCACAUUUGGCUACUUUAUUGGGGUGAAUACAGGGGCGCAUUAAGCUUCUGUUGUGAAGAUCUGACAGUUUAACCUUAAGCCAGGCACAUACUGUAUGAUUUUUCCAGUCCUCUACAAUUUUUGUACAUGAUCCCAAUGAGAUCUUAGGUAUGUCACAAUGUCACAGCACAUUGUGUGAUGUCAGCAGUCAGACUGUAUGAUACACAUCCAGGAUUUUGAUUCCAGUGUUGCUGCUGACAGCAUACGAGUGAUCACUCGAGAUGGUCUGGUUUGUUGGUUUUAGUUUAGUUUUGGUCAUCUGGUGAGGCUGGCAGAUCAGCUAAACCAGCUGAAUAUCAUAUUGACCAGACUGAGAGACCAGCUUAAAUUAAAUGUAAAAAAAAAAAAAAAAUUAAUGAUUUUUUUUUUUAGCAGGUCUAAUGUUUUUUUCUUUUUUUUCAACAAUAGAAUGAUUUUUCAACAUCUGGUUUAUCUUGUCCAAACUUUUCAAGUAAACUUGGUUUAAAUCUUUAUUACAUUAGCGUAUAAAUAUAUCAAGGUAACUGCCCAAGAAGUUGUGGUCACAUUAGCCAAAUUUCAGCUAAUAUAGUGUAGCGCUGUGUGAAGCAUAGGUCACACAAAAGUCACUUUCAAACCAAGUAGCUUUCUGUUGAUCAGUGUGGUGAAUCCAGCUAGAGAAAUCCCCAUUUGGGAAAUCUUUCACCACUACAUGGAAUUCCGGAUUGCCUUGAUUGGAUUUCUGUUGAAAUGACUGGAUUUCACCCGUGAAAAUUUGCAACAACAAUGGUAUUUGACUGCAUCUUAAAUGUGACUGCACCUCAACUCUAGAUAUUACAAAACUUAUGUUGAAAAAUAAUGUGUUCAGAAAUAUUCUCCUAAAUGAACAAAUGUAAAUCAGCUAGAUGCAGCAUAAUGUAAUGGAAAAUAGUUCUCGCUUAAGCAAUAUGCUGAAUAAACAGCAAGAUGCAUCGCACCAGGCAAAUAUGUCGCAGUGUUUACAUGGGGAAAAAACUACACGGACGCUAGUGUGAACAACCCAUUAGGAUGACUGCUGUAGGAUUGCUGACAUUUUGGAACUAAAUAUUAAUUCUGUAACCACAUGACUAUUUCUAGCUAAAAAGCAGUCUUCUUUCUUAAUAAAUGUGCAGAUCUGAAUCCCUUCGUAAAUGUUGUAAAUAUGAACUAGAAUUUAUUUUUGUAUUUAUUGAAGUACAUGUCCUUUCUUCCACAGCCGUUGUUUUUUUUUUUUUUUAGA
Molecule: messenger RNA, 3987 nt
Organism: Carassius gibelio (silver crucian carp)
Lineage: Eukaryota; Metazoa; Chordata; Actinopteri; Cypriniformes; Cyprinidae
Product: A disintegrin and metalloproteinase with thrombospondin motifs 2
Exons: 14
Coding region: 19-2502 (827 amino acids)
Biological process (GO): extracellular matrix organization
Cellular component (GO): extracellular matrix
Molecular function (GO): metalloendopeptidase activity
Source: RefSeq, a predicted model, not a curated record